GCUUGUGCUUUAUCGAGGUCAUGGUGCAUAAAGAUGAUACAAGCAAGGAGCUCCUGGAGUGGGGAUCAAGAGUCUCGGCAGCCAACAGUCGCCCUCCAAAUCCACAAUAAGCCUGUUGAGUUCGCCAACAAAAUCUGGUUACAUGUAAUCGCUGCUAGGGAAAAGAACGUCUGUGUCAGAAUUCGAAAAGGCGGGGGUUCACUCGAUGAGAGGGAACUGCUUAUGCCCCUUUUGUUCCUCAAGCAGUUCUUCCUUCGAGCUAUACUGCUAGAGGAGAGAGAUGUUAGUGCUGAUAAAACAUCUGAACAGCGUGCUCUGCUUGUGGAAUCUAGAAGAAACAGGUUGUAGAUCUGUGUAUCGGAAGAGCCGUGUGGCAGCAGUUUCUUCAGAGCUUAUCUGUCCUCUCACUUGCAGCCCAUUCCCUUCUGUUGGCAUCCCCUCCUGCACCUGCGACGAUGACCCAUGCCCAACACUCGAACCUGAAGGAGAAACUCAAGCACAAUCCCCUUGUCACUCACGGAGCGCACCAAACGAGCUGGACAAAAUGGAAGAGCAGAGAUUUGAUAGAGCGAGCUGCUCAGGUAUCUUCUGGAAUAGAAGAAGCUGCCAUAGAGAACACCAAUGCAAUUCAGAGAUAAAUGCUUGAUUUGGCUUUUGCUUGUGAAUAAUCCAGUUCAUAGAAUCGCAAUGAGAGAGAUGACUGGCUAUUGUUUUUUUAGUGGCUUGCCCCAUUAUACAUCUUCUGUGCUUCAGCUAUGUAUAUGUUAUUUGCUUUCUCUUGGUAUUUCAGUAGUCAGCUGCAGCCUCCAAAUCUUUCAGGUAAUUUGAAGGUUAGGAUUGAUGGUCUUGUAGUUUGUUGUAAAUUAUUGUAUCAGGUCCAUGCCUUUAUUUGUUGGCAAAUCAUUGGAUUUCUGAUUACAUUCAGUAAUCAAACCAGCAAUAGUUUCUUAUCACUUAAUGUAGCAAGUUUGAGUUGCCUA
Messenger RNA from Phoenix dactylifera (date palm), 980 nucleotides. The record is from RefSeq and is a predicted model, not a curated record. NCBI's taxonomy places the organism in Eukaryota, Viridiplantae, Streptophyta, Magnoliopsida, Arecales, Arecaceae.